Molecule: messenger RNA, 1319 nt
Organism: Galendromus occidentalis (western predatory mite)
Lineage: Eukaryota; Metazoa; Arthropoda; Arachnida; Mesostigmata; Phytoseiidae
Product: GDP-D-glucose phosphorylase 1
Exons: 1
Coding region: 318-1319 (333 amino acids)
Biological process (GO): glucose metabolic process
Cellular component (GO): cytoplasm
Molecular function (GO): GDP-D-glucose phosphorylase activity
Source: RefSeq, a predicted model, not a curated record
GAUAGGUGAGUGAGUUCCGCGGUGCUUCUGUAGGAUGAUUCGAUGUUCCAAGACAGGCGGCGUUAUCACAGCUCCGAUUUGAUUCCCAGCACGGAUUACGACCAUACAUACGGCCAACGAAUCGAUCGAACGCUCCGAGCGUGAACGACUCAACUGCCUUUAUUCGCAAAGCUCGUCAGAGGGGGUUCUCUGUCGCAGAUUCCAUCCUCGUGACGAGAUAUCGAAUUCGAACGAGGGGAGAGGAGACUGAAGCGUUGACUUCCGACAGGAGCCCUACCAGAGCUUAGGUCCACAACCGCUCCGGUCUCUGCGCGGACAUGGCCUCAGUAUUACCGCCCGAGGCCGCCGAGGAUGUCCACCGCUCGGUCUCUACGCUCGAAACGCUGAGGAAAAAAUCGAAAUUCGAUGAGCUUCUCGAAGAGCGCUGGAAGCGAGCUCCACUGUGGUACACACUCGGGGCCUUACCGAACAAGCGUCUGGAGGGAAACUACGGUUUCGUUGUCGAAUUGAACGAGCAGCGAGCGACGAAGAGGAGGAAAGCCGAGGAUAUCCAGAGCAUUCGGCAACCCUUCGACCCGAGCCGUUUCAACUUCAACAAAGUUAACGAUCGCGAGAUUCUGUUCCGAGACAACGAGAACGCGCUCAUCGCAAACGUCGCUCCCUUGGGUCCGUGCCAAACGCUUGUUGUUCCCUCGGUGUCGGCUUGUCUCCCGCAGAUUCUAACCGCCGCAGGUCUGAACCUGACUCUGGACCUCAUGUUUCGCUCUGGGUCUCCGGACCUCAGAGGAGGAUUCAAUUCUCUCGGGGCUUACGCAUCUGUUAAUCAUCAGCACCUACAUCUGUAUUACGUGCGGCAUCGGAUGCUUCUUGAAACGAUAUUCGCAGAGCCGAUCGGACCGAAGCUCUUCUCGCUCAGCGAUUACCCCGCCAGAGGCCUCCUGCUCGCAGUCACAUUCGAUGACCGAUCGAGCGUGGAAUUGCUCCUACACGUGACCGACCUCCUGCUAGACAGUGACAUCGUCUUCAAUAUCUUCCUAACGCGAGGCUCUGCGCCGGGCGUGCGUUAUUUCUGUGCGCCAACGACAUACGAGGUCAUCCGAAUAUAUCUGUGGGCGAGGAAGCCCCGGAUGGGAGUGAAAGACUCUACUAAACUCAAUCUGGCCCUCUCCGAACUUGGUGGGCACAUUCCUGUCAAGAGCCAGGAGGCAUACGACUCGAUUUCAGAAAAACACAUAGUUGAGGAGCAGAAAUUACUAUGCGACGAACCCUUUGAGCAGAUGCGAAAACUAUUGCAAGACAAUAAAUUAUUGUUCCCCUAA